Messenger RNA from Podospora bellae-mahoneyi, 1325 nucleotides. RefSeq lists its product as uncharacterized. The record is from RefSeq and is a predicted model, not a curated record. The transcript has 2 exons. Lineage: Eukaryota; Fungi; Ascomycota; Sordariomycetes; Sordariales; Podosporaceae. Gene Ontology annotation, biological process: response to salt stress; protein complex oligomerization; protein folding. Bases 600 to 1325 code for a protein of 241 amino acids.
GUGGCAUCCCACGGGCAGGAUUGUUGCCUAUGACAUCACUGUUACAAGUGCGCGUUACCCUUUACAGAUUAGCUGCUGCUUAUUUCGACCUAGCCCGUAACCAAAACCAGGGCUUGCCGGCUGAAAAGGUCCGGCCCUGUCAUUCCACAGAUCCAAUCACAUCACACUCCUUUCGGACUUUCUCCACUGUCUUUGACUGGUGAGGGGAUGGGUCUUUUAUCGGUCCAGCAGAGAGUAUUCUUUCCCGGAGCCGGCCAGAUAGCAUCCGGCCUCACACCCGGAGCCUCCCGUCUCCACUCCCGUCCUCCGGGCGGCGACGGUCGGAUUCAGUUCUUGGUGGGUCCCGUCUGUGCAGCGUUGGGAUUUCAGAUGGAGCAACCACAGCGCGUCCAGGUCAGUUCAUCUUAUCGUCACGACGACCACAUUACGCAUCAAACGCUUCGAGAACUAAGCCACGGGAUAGCCAACAUGACGGACCAUCAACCGAGAGGAAUGUCAAAGCAGACGAGGAGAGAUGAGAACUUGGUAUAUAGCUGUCUGCUUGCUUGCCAAAUGUAAGAAGGUAGGCUGUCUUCAACCUGCCCUUCAGCCAAGGUUCCAUGCAGUCAUCGCGCACUUUUACCGGCAAGAUACCCACUCUUCUCCGCUCAAGAGCUCCCAAGUCAGCCACUACCCGCCGGCUCGCACAUAGCAUCACCGGUCCCAGGAUCUCAAACAGAACUCCGCCCAAGAUGUCUCUCUGGUACCCCCGCAUCUCCCACGCCAAUUCUCCAACGCCAGGCUUCUCGUCACUCUUCCGCAUGUUGGAUGACUUCGACAAGUACGCCCGUGAGCUCGGAGGUCACCAUGCCGACAGCAGCACCAGCCUCCAGAACUUCUCGCCAAAGUUCGACGUCACCGAGCACGACAAAGAUUAUACCCUGCAAGGGGAGCUCCCAGGUGUCUCGCCUGAAAAUGUCGAAAUUCGAUUUACCGACCCGCAGACCAUGGUUGUCAGUGGCCACACCGAACGCAAGCACGAGGAGGGUGACCCAUCGCUUCGCCUGGGCAGCUCCGACUCACCCAAGAAGAUAGAAGGCGCCAAAGGUAAAGACAGUGAAGUGAAGAUGAAGGAUUCCAAGGACACCAAAGAUUCCAAGGAUAAAUCCUCGGGACCCAAGUACUGGCUGAGCGAGCGUUCAUUUGGAGAGUUCUCCCGCGUCUUCAACUUUCCCAACAACAUCGACCAAGACAAGGUGAAGGCCAAAUUCAACCAAGGCAUUCUGGAUAUCCUCGUACCCAAGGCUGAAAAGACGGGGGCUCGCAAGAUUGAAAUUCAAGGAUAG